Cynocephalus volans (Philippine flying lemur) is the source of this 721-nucleotide messenger RNA. RefSeq names its product cytochrome c oxidase assembly protein COX14. Gene Ontology annotation, biological process: mitochondrial respiratory chain complex IV assembly. The transcript has 2 exons. Gene Ontology annotation, cellular component: mitochondrion. The record is from RefSeq and is a predicted model, not a curated record. Bases 303 to 476 code for a protein of 57 amino acids. NCBI's taxonomy places the organism in Eukaryota, Metazoa, Chordata, Mammalia, Dermoptera, Cynocephalidae.
GGUCGAAGUUGUGGCGGGCUCUAGCUCCCGCCUUAGUGGGCGGAGUUGUGCUGUGUCCGGUGAGCGGUUCCCUCUCUCGCGUCGGGAGCAGAAUCCUUAGAGGCUAAGCCUGGCGGAUGGGCGGGAGAAAGGGUCGCUUUCCGCGAGGCGUUCCCGUUUUGCUCCUGGGCAGUUAUCCUCACGUAUCUGGUUCCGGGCGCUGCGUUCUGCCGCGCUAGGAAGUUGAGCGGACCGUGGCAGCGAGACGUUGCCUGCGGAGGCCUCGGCUGGACGCCUGGGAGUUGCAGCAUCCAGAGGGUGACAUGCCGUCUGCCAAGCAGCUAGCUGACAUUGGCUACAAGACCUUCUCUGUCUCCAUGAUGCUCCUCACUGUGUACGGGGGCUAUCUCUGCAGUGUUCGAGCUUACUACUAUCUCCAGCAGCGCAGCUCCCGGCGCCAGGCUGCAGAAGAACAGAAGACCUCAGGAGUCCUGUAGAACUGAGAGACUUUUUCCCCUGAGAGGCCUGAGCCAUGCUGUGGAAGGACAUCACCAGCUAUAAUUUCUAAGUCAAGAAGACUAGGGCCUUGAUGGUUUUCAAAUCCUGCUGGAAGAAAGUGCCCAUGGUUUCUCUGGUACUGCCAGUUUGUGCCAAUUUGACACAGUUUGUGGAGGCUCUUGAAUCAUAAUAGGAAUGUGAGGGUGAGAAACAUCUCCAGACAUUAAAUAUUUUGCCAUGUCUA